This is a messenger RNA of Podospora anserina S mat+, 1065 nucleotides long. RefSeq lists its product as uncharacterized. The transcript has a single exon. NCBI's taxonomy places the organism in Eukaryota, Fungi, Ascomycota, Sordariomycetes, Sordariales, Podosporaceae. The record is from RefSeq and is a predicted model, not a curated record. The coding region runs from base 1 to 1065 and encodes 354 amino acids.
AUGCAGCGAAUGACAACCCACAGGGCUCUAAUGCUGGAAAAGGUCACAAUUGCCAACAUUACUCAAGACAUCGCCGACAGAGAACGCGCCUAUAAGGAGUAUGAAAAGCAGCAUGAAUUUCAAGAUCUCCAAAAUUACCGCUUGCUGAGAGGCGAGCUCUCGCCCUCCUUAUACGAUGACGAGCUUCAGCAGUUUGCCGGCAGUGGCCCAGCGAAAUCAGGCACGUGGUUGUUCGAGAAUGGGGAUUUCAAAAAGUGGGCCGAUGUCAACAACAAAACCCGGCUUUGCCUUUGGCUUCAGGGCAUACCUGGUGCUGGUAAACUAGACCUUUCUUGGAUGCUUUGUUUGGAAAAAGCUAAUAAUCAACGCCCAGGGAAAACUGUAUUGACUGCCAAGACAAUCCGGUAUCUCCAAAGCCAAGGGCAGACACUCCUGUUUGCGUUCUUGUCAUACCGUGAUGAGCGCAAAUCGAAACCCGUCAAGAUCUUUCAGAGCUUAGUCUUUCAACUUCUUGAGGAACAAUCGAUGUUGCACCCAUUGUUACAUGACAUUUACCUCACCAACUACCGAAAGCUUAUCUCGAAUCCAGACUUCGUGGGUGAUUUGCUAGGCAAGCUUUUGCAAACGUCGGGCCCAACGAUCAUUGUCAUUGAUGGCGUUGACGAAGCCGCCGAAUCAGAUAAAUCAUACCUCGUGCGGUCUCUUCUUCGAGUUACGAAGUCUGGGCCGAAUGUCAAGCUUUUUGUUAGCAGUCGGAUGGAUUCAGCGAUCAGCAAAGAGUUGAUGCGCAGUAGCACAGAGCUUCACGUCGAGGAUCACAACGAAGGCGAUAUUCAUGAGUUAAUAGACAUGGAAAGGGACGAUCUCUUGUCAAAAUUCCGGAAAUGGGAUGCUGACGAGGCAACUUGUGACCGAGUUGGCCGAGCCUUUCAACUAUUGAAAGAGAAAAGCGAUGGGAUGAUACUAUAUGCGAAGCUGAUGGCAAGACUGCUACAAGGUCUGGACAAUGAAGAUGAUAUCAGACGGGAACUUGAUACCUUGCCGGAGGGUCUUGGGCAAGCGUAA